This is a messenger RNA of Manihot esculenta (cassava), 1032 nucleotides long. Its product is annotated as agamous-like MADS-box protein MADS2. Gene Ontology annotation, cellular component: nucleus. The coding region runs from base 147 to 875 and encodes 242 amino acids. Gene Ontology annotation, molecular function: DNA-binding transcription factor activity, RNA polymerase II-specific; RNA polymerase II cis-regulatory region sequence-specific DNA binding; protein dimerization activity. Lineage: Eukaryota; Viridiplantae; Streptophyta; Magnoliopsida; Malpighiales; Euphorbiaceae. Gene Ontology annotation, biological process: positive regulation of transcription by RNA polymerase II. The record is from RefSeq and is a predicted model, not a curated record. The transcript is spliced from 8 exons.
AUCUCCCUUAUCUUUUCGAGUAGUACCCUUAAAAUCCAGGCCAUCGAAAAGUUCUCCAUCUCUUAACUCAGACUAGAAAAAGCAGCUCAUCUCAAGUGAGAGAAACUGCUUCUGCUUCUUUCGUUGUUUUAGGAGAAAGAGAGAAUAUGGGGAGAGGGAAAGUGGAAUUGAAGAGAAUAGAGAACAAAAUUAACAGGCAGGUAACUUUUGCUAAGAGGAGAAAUGGAUUGCUCAAGAAAGCUUAUGAACUCUCAGUUCUCUGUGAUGCUGAGGUUGCUCUCAUUAUCUUCUCCAAUCGUGGCAAGCUUUAUGAGUUCUGUAGCAGCUCUAGCAUGAUGAGAACACUUGAAAGGUACCAGAAGUGCAGUUAUGGUGCAUCGGAAGCCUGCCAACCAGGCUUCGAGACACAGAGCAACUACCAGGAGUAUCUGAAGCUAAAAGCUAGAGUUGAGAUCUUACAGCGAUCUCAGAGGAACCUUCUUGGGGAAGAUUUGGGUCCGCUAAACACUAAGGAGCUUGAGCAGCUUGAGCAUCAGCUGGAAUCAUCCCUCAACCAAAUCAGGUCAACAAAGACUCAGUUCAUGCUUGAUCAACUUGCUGAUCUUCAAAACAGGGAACAUGUGCUACUCGAAACCAACAAAGCCUUGAAAAGGAGGUUGGAAGAAGGCAGUGGGCAAGUUCCUCUUCGACUAGCAUGGGAAGGUGGAGGACAAACAAUUCCAUAUAGCCGCUUAGCAGUUCAUUCAGAAGGGCUCUUCCAGCCCCUGGGAGGCAAUUCCACGCUGCAAAUUGGAUACAAUCCAGUUGGUGCAGAUGAGGUUAACCUUGCCCACACACAACAUGUCAAUGGAUUCACUCCUGGAUGGAUGCUUUGACUUGGGUUAUUAAUUCCAAUAUUACUCUUUGGCAUUUUUUUCCCUGCUAAUAAUAUCAUAUUUUACAUAUAUAUAUAUGUGGUUGUGAUCUAUGCUUAUUAAUUAUGCAAACUGUAAUAUAGUUAUGAUGAUUGAAGACAAUAUCUCAAGUAAAUGG